Pyrgilauda ruficollis (rufous-necked snowfinch) is the source of this 2428-nucleotide messenger RNA. RefSeq names its product zinc finger and BTB domain containing 39 (gene ZBTB39). The coding region runs from base 248 to 2377 and encodes 709 amino acids. Gene Ontology annotation, molecular function: protein binding. Gene Ontology annotation, biological process: regulation of cytokine production; negative regulation of transcription by RNA polymerase II; regulation of immune system process. The record is from RefSeq and is a predicted model, not a curated record. NCBI's taxonomy places the organism in Eukaryota, Metazoa, Chordata, Aves, Passeriformes, Passeridae. The transcript is spliced from 2 exons.
CCUCUGGGCUUUGGUUUUUCCCGGAGCUGGGGCAGGGGCAGCUCCAACCCCUCCAAACUCCUGCUCUUCGCUGCCUUCUGGGCUCGCUGUUCCCUGUCUCAGGACGGGGAAGGCAGGGAAUUAGGGACAGGGGAAUUAAGGAUAGAGUUUGCUGGAGCCCCUUGCCCUGCCAGUUCCUGCUCCCGCCGCGGAUGAAAGCGUGAAGGCCGAGCUGACCAGCAGAAGGGACUCUUGAGCAGCUGCUAAGAUGGGCAUGAGGAUCAAGCUGCACAGCACCAACCACCCCAACAACCUGCUGAAGGAACUCAACAAGUGCCGGCUCUCCGAGACCAUGUGCGACGUCACCAUCCUGGUGGGCUCCCGCUCCUUCGCCGCGCACAAGGCCGUGCUGGCCUGUGCUGCUGGCUACUUCCAGAACCUCUUCCUCAACACGGGGCUGGACGCUGCCAGGACCUACGUGGUGGAUUUCAUCACGCCAGCCAACUUUGAGAAGAUCCUGAGCUUCGUGUACACCUCGGAGCUCUUCACCGACCUCAUCAACGUGGGGGUGAUCUACGAGGUGGCCGAGAGGCUGGGCAUGGAGGAUCUGCUGCAGGCUUGUCACUCCACCUUCCCCGACCUGGAGAGCUCGGCCAUCACCAAGCAGCCUGCCCUGUCUGUGGGGGAAGGCCGGGCUGGGCCGCUGAGCAGCACCUCCUCGGAGCAGAGCCACGCUUUGGGGGACGUGCGGAGCAGCGCAGAGCACUUCGGCCCCGAGCGGAAUUACCUCCUGCACGGGGACGUGGUGGGCAGCUACAAAGAGGAUGACAGGAGUGCCGUGGCUGAGGCCAGCCAGGCUCUUCCCCUGAUGCACCCACAGCAGACUCCCAAGACAGAGCAGGAGUCGGAUGCGGGGCAGUUUGCUCCAGUUGUGGGUCUGGGGGCCCAGCCCGGUGGGAAUGUUGUGGCACAGACCACAGGCAGCUCCUGCCCUCAGUACAAGGCCCAGAGCAAUGGUGACUACAGCAAGAGCAGCUUCUUCCCCACUGACCCCUCCCUGGAUGUGUCCACAGGGAGCAAUUCCUGCCCCAGCAACAGCGACCACUCCAAAGAGCAGGGGUUCGAGCAGAUGGAUGAGCUCCAGCUGGAGGAUUUGGGAGAGGCCGAGCUGCAUUUUGAGGAUGCUGGAGAAGAGCUGGUCCCAUCUGAGGAGGUGAUUGAGCUGAGUGAUGACAGCGAGGAGGAGCUGGCCUUCGAGAGCGACAGCCGGGACAGCAAGGCCAUGCCCUGCCAGGUGUGCAAGAAGGUGCUGGAGCCCAACAUCCAGCUGAUCCGCCAGCACGCCAGGGACCACGUCGACCUGCUCACAGGGAACUGCAAGGUGUGUGAGACCCACUUCCAGGACCGUAACUCCAGGGUGACUCACGUGCUGUCCCACAUCGGCAUCUUCCUCUUCUCCUGCGACAUGUGCGAGACCAAGUUCUUCACCCAGUGGCAGCUGACGCUGCACCGGCGGGACGGGGUCUUCGACAACAACGUCAUUGUCCACCCCAGCGACCCCCUGCCGGGGAAGGUGGCCGUGUUUGGGGGAGGGCCCGGCCCCGAGCUGGCUUGUGCUGCCUGCGGGAAGCCCUUGGCCAAAGAUUUCCACACGGUGCGGAACCACCUGCUGGAGCACGUGAACCUGAAGAGCCAGACGUGCGGCGUGUGCGACCAGCGGCACCUGAGCCUCUGCAGCCUGCUGUGGCACGCCCUGUCCCACCUGGGCAUCUCCGUUUUCUCCUGCUCCGUGUGUGCCAGCAGCUUCGUGGACCGGCAGCUCCUGGAGAAGCACCUGGCCGUGCACCAGCACGUGGAGGAGGCUCUUUUCCAGUGCCACUUCUGCAGCCAGAGCUUCAAGCUGGAAGCUGCUUACCGCUACCACGUCAGCCAGCACAAGUGCGGGGGCAGCCUGGACAUCCGGGCGGGAUUUGGGGAGCGCCUGCAGCCGCAGGGGCUGCCCAAGAGGAAGCUGCCCGAGGAGUUCCUGAGCGAAGAGCUGGCUCUGCAGAACCAGCCGGGGAACAGCAAGUACAGCUGCAAGGUGUGUGGCAAGAGGUUUGCCCACACCAGCGAGUUCAACUACCACCGGCGCAUCCACACCGGCGAGAAGCCGUACCAGUGCAAGGUGUGCCACAAGUUCUUCCGAGGGCGUUCCACCAUCAAGUGCCACCUGAGGACGCACUCGGGGGCCCUCAUGUAUCGCUGCACGGUGUGUGGCCACUACAGCUCCACGCUCAACCUGAUGAGCAAGCACAUAGGGGUGCACAAGGGCAGCCUCCCGCCGGACUUCACCAUCGAACAGACUUUCAUGUACAUCAUCCAUUCCAAAGAGGCUGAGAAAAACACGGAUAGCUGAUGGGGCACUGCUGGAGGAGGAGUGGUAAUGGUGGAGGCUGUGGAGGAGGAG